Chelonoidis abingdonii (Abingdon island giant tortoise) is the source of this 4024-nucleotide messenger RNA. RefSeq names its product family with sequence similarity 124 member A (gene FAM124A). The record is from RefSeq and is a predicted model, not a curated record. Lineage: Eukaryota; Metazoa; Chordata; Testudines; Testudinidae.
GCCGCCGAGAUGGAACCCUGACUCCGCCAUGGAGAGGAAGGCGGGCGGCGAGGAUGACUGCGUGGACUCGGGAGCCGAGACAGGAGGAUCUGAGUACAGCCACAUGUCCUCUACAAGCAGUGAACUUUCUGUGAAAGACAAUCAAGACCCUUUCCUUGUUAGUAUACAUAUCAUCGCAGACCCUGGUGAAUGCAAAGUUCUCCAGCAAGCCAUUGAUAAACUGUUAGCAUGGAUCCAUCCAGACCUCCAGUUGUUCCGAGUCUCAGAAAGACGGGUCUCAAGGAAGCACAGGAAGUCUGGUAAGGCUGCUGCUUCUCAGCCAGCCCUUGCAGUCAUUCUGUUUCUGCAGGAGGAAUAUGGAGAAGAACCAAUCUUACAGCUCCAUGAAACCUUUCAGAGACCACCUUGGCAUUACCACCAUACAGAACGAGUGCAUGGCAAGUUCCUCCCUUACAUGCCAUGCAGUCAGGACUUCUUCACUUUGGCCCAUGGGGCCCCUUUGUGGGCCAUCCGACCAGUGCAUUAUGGGAGAGAAAUUAUCCGCUUUGCCAUAUACUGCAGGAAUGAAAACUUUAUUGACAUUAUGAAACUGUACCAGUUAAUCCUGAAAAGACCGGUGUGUCAGAAAAAGGCGGACUUUUGUGUCUUUCCUGUCUAUUCUAACAUGGAUAUAGACAUUCAGUUCUCUUUAAAAAGACUCCCUAAGGGCCAGAUUCCAACCCCUACAGAGUCAGCGGUGCUGGAAUUCCGAGUAGAUGUUGGACAGCUUAUUCCUCUCUUGCCCAAUCCUUGUAGCCCAAUCAGUGAAGGCAGGUGGCAAACAGAAGACCAUGAUGGGAAUAAGAUCCUUUUGCAGCAGACACGUAUUUGGUAUAGGAAGUCUGCUAAGCAGAACAAGCUUCAUUUCCCAUCUUCAAGGGAUUCCCGUUUCACUCCUUCACCAAGCUACAUUCCUCACAGUCACAGACCUGCCCUCAAUCAAACUAGUGAGCAUCUGAACUCAGUUGGUCAAAUCAAGCUGCAUCGGGCAAAUGGCCUUGGUCAGUACCUUGGCAUCUCCCAGCAGGACUUGAGAAAUGGUGACCGAGGAGACUUCACCCGAAGAUCCAGUAGUGCCUCCAGCAUUUCAUGGUCAUUUCAGCGAAGCAAGUCGCUGUUCUGCUUGCCCACAACAAGCUUCUCUCCGGCAUCUGACUCCUUUAACUUUAGUGAACCAUUCCACAAUUUAAAUACUGGGUCACCUGUGAACAGGUUAAAAACAUGGAGAUGCAGCCCCAAGCUUAACAUUGAGGACUUGGAGGGGUCACAGGAGACUGAUGUCGACACAGGGAUGAAGCUGUCCUUCUCAGAUCUGUCUGUAGUCUCAGCCUACUCUACCUUUAAUGGAUUUUGCAGUGAUUUGGAAACUACUCUUCCCUCACAAAGGCAACGUGUCAGUAGAUUUAAACAGGCUGUCUCCAGGAGAAGGCCGUUGUCAGUCAUGUGCAGUACCCUUGAGCUCCCUAGCGGUUCACUUCCAUCUCUCUCUGAGUGGUCUUCCAGCUCUUUCUUGUCAUCUUCAGCGUCCCCCUUAGCAUCUCACUGCCAACUCAGACAGUCACCAAGAGCAACCCCUUGUUCUCUGAAUGAUAGGAAAACACCUGGCAGCAUUCAUCCAGGCUCUCCAGCCAACGAGGAGGAAUUCUACAUCUGAGCUUUCUCCAUGCUGAACCUUUAAAUGUAAAUUUCUGCAUAUGUGAAUUACAGCAGUGCAUUUCCGCCAUCUGAGCUGGCAAGUUCCUUGCUCUUUCCUGAGGGGAGGGUGUUACAUCACUGUGUGCUAAAUGUUGUAAAAGGUUCUCACACACCACUGUAAUGGGUGCCUCAUAAAUGUGUACUAUAAUAUCAGGUGAGACUGUGUCCACUGGAUUCAUGCGGAGGGGAUCCUCGAUGUGUAGAUCUGUCCAUAGCUGUGCAGGUAGGGGGUUUGUGGUCAGUGUCCUUCAGCUCUGGAGAAGGGGGUUUGGGAGACUGACCUUAGCAUGUAGAGCAGGAAGUGCCCAGAGAUGCACAUGGUAACCCACCUUCCGAUGUAAAGAUGCUGAAAAGAAAAUACAACCUCAGGCUGCAUUAACUUUUCUGAGAAGCUCUCUCCACACUGGCAAACCCUUCCCCACCUCCUUUAUGAGGUUCCAGAGGCAGCUAUGAAAAGGGCAGACCCUAGCAGCAUGACUCCAAUGGAGCCAGACAAGGAUGCUGAGGGCCCCAGAACCAGUGUAGAGACACAGGCCUCCAGCUGAUCUUUGAGAAUCUGCAGACUUGGGGAGGGAAUGUCCUGUUUGUUCCAUGGGGAAGAAGGAACCCACACCAUAGCCCCAAUCUGAUGGACUGGUUUUGGGAAAAUGCCAUGAGGGGAAUUUUGAGGAGCUUUUCUCCCCAUCUCCCCUCCUCCCCCCAAGUCAAAAGUGUUUUUCAUCAUAUGGGAAGGAAGCAGGGUGAUCCACUGUUAAAAAUGCACUGCAGCUCCCUAUUUUUAGGGGUUUGUUAUUUUGGUUGUAAAAAAUUCACCUCUUACAUAAACAUAGUAUUGGUGGUCCCAGCCCAAUUUCUGUGUAAAACAAAUUUCUUGCCAAAGUUGUCUGAAUUUUUAAUUUAUCUAAAGGGAAAAACAUGUAGAAUUGUACUGGCCUUUUUAUCAAGUUACAUUUUUGGCAAGUUGUUACAGUAUAAUGUCGCCAGCUGUUAUGAUGUAAUUACUUUUGAUAUUUUGGAAAAACAUUUACAUGGAGAAGCCAUUAGUCUGAGAAAUGGCUAAGUACCUUUAUAAGGAUUUUUACCAUCUAUUUCAAAUUUUUCUGACAAUAUAUCUCUGUGUUAAACACUACUGACACUGAAUGCUCUUCUGGUCUAGGCACUUAGAACAUUACCUGGUUUAAAAUAGUGUAUACAAAUCUGUAUUUAAUCAAUAGACAGGUACAGCUGCAGAAGAUCCACUCUGAUCAGUCAGUAAAUAAAACUAGGGAGGAAAAAUGAUCUUGUGUGUAUUACUCAACAGCGUUACUCAGAACAAUACUAUUCAUUUUAAAACAGCCUAAAAAAUAGUUACAUAAGAGAGUGGAACAACUCCAAAAACCUCCAUUCUAACCCCCAACUAAAUAUACAGUUUAUAUCAUUCUACAAACCAUCCUUAAAAAAAAAUGCAGUCUGGAAGAAAUAAAUAUAAAAUCAUUCUGUUUAAACACCAUUAAAGUUGUAACCCAAAUCCACAAAAGGCAGGAAAUUGACAGUAAAGGCUUGAAGGAAUAGGCAGUUAAUUCACUGACCCUCCUUUACGCUGUUCAGCAUUUUUUGCUUUUUUUCCCCCCACAGUGAUAGAGAAUGGGGCAUCUGCCUCAUCUAUGAGUUUCCUGCCUGUAGUCAGCUACUGAGACAACAUGAACUGUGUGGAAACCUUGUCUUCUGUAUUAACUAUAAAAAUAGGAUUUUAUUCCAGAUCUGGACACCCAGCUGAAUAUCAGCACUUUCCCCACCACUACCACCCAGAGCUGUUUGGGCUCACUCCAACUUUUGAUAAACGACCCUGUUCAGAGAUGCUUGGAAGCAGAAACAGCACGAAUGAGGGAUUUAACAUGGUGUUUGAAUGUUAACAACUAUCAGCCUGCUCCAAAGCCCAUCAAAGUCAAUGGGAGUCUUGGGGUUUAGGUCAGCCUUAAGGGUGUGUCUAAAAAACCUGCAACAUCAAGUCUCAGAGUCUGGGUCAGCUGACUCGGACUGUGGAGCUAAAAAUUACAGUGUAAACAUUCAGACUUCAGCUGGAGCCCAGGCUCUGCCACUCGAUGCUGCAGGGUCCUUUGCAGGGUCUCAGAACUGUUGGAGCACAGUAGGCCUGUGAUUCGCCACUGUCACGGGUUAUAUGUAAUUAUUUACAGCUGGGCAAAAUAUGUGUAGAACACUACCAGAUCAGAAUGGUAGCAUUUUGCACUCACUUGGCAAAUGACUGUGCAAGGCAGUGAAGAAUCAGGCCCAAUAGGUUUAGACGGGAGGG